This is a messenger RNA of Heterostelium album PN500, 3114 nucleotides long. RefSeq lists its product as uncharacterized. Gene Ontology annotation, cellular component: integrator complex. Gene Ontology annotation, molecular function: protein binding. The coding region runs from base 1 to 3114 and encodes 1037 amino acids. NCBI's taxonomy places the organism in Eukaryota, Evosea, Eumycetozoa, Acytosteliales, Acytosteliaceae. The transcript has 8 exons. The record is from RefSeq and is a predicted model, not a curated record. Gene Ontology annotation, biological process: snRNA 3'-end processing.
AUGAAGGGUGAUAGAAUGCCAACUAUUCUGUCACCGAUUGCUCUUGCAAUUGGUGAAGAUUAUACGGAUCAAUGGAUUGAAUAUCUAUUAGAUCCUUUAACAUUGAAACAACAUUUGUUAGCAUUAAAAGAAAAGAAAACCAAUCAUCCAGAUUCACAAUCGAUUAUAAAGACAUUCCUGAAACAGUAUGAUAAGUAUGUAGCAUCGCAGCAGAUGCAUAGAUCUACUAUGCUACUAGAUCUUACACUAGAUGUCGUGACAACACUCGAAUUUGCAUUGGAAGACUUUGAGAGAGUUGUGCCUAUUAAAUAUCAGCGUAUUCUAUUAGAACAUCUAUUCGAAUCAUUCACAAACAAUACAAAUGGUAAUAGUAAUAGUAAGAGCAACAGCAAUGGAGAUGUCGUUGGCUAUGUAAAAUGGUAUGAACCAUUCUUACAUCGUUGGUUGAUUCGAAGUGUAAUUAAAGGUGUUGCUCUAAAGUAUUUAUUGGCACAACCCAGUAGUAAUAGUAAUAGCAAUACAUCUAUAUUAUCACCUUCAUUGUUAUCAAUACAACAACAACAACAACAACAACAACAACAGCAUGUACAGAGAGAUGAAAUACCAUCUACACCACCAUCAACACCACCACCUACACCACCACAAUUCAUUGCAAGUCAACAUGUUGAACAUCAACAACAACAACAACAACAACAACCAAAUCCAAAUAUACAAUCAGGUGUACCAUUGGAUGAAGUACUUCCGAAAUCAAUAGAAUAUCUACUGAAUUGGAGUAAGAAAGCGGUGAGCGAGAAAGAUCUAAUCAGUUGUGUCGUACAUAUCACAAUGGAACUAGGUGAACUUGCAUUCUACAGAAAUAGCUACAUAGAAGCAAAACAAUACUUUGAUCAUUCUCUAACAAUCAUAUCAAAGAAUAACAUAGAUUUUACAAAAAAGAAUAGAAUCGACUCAUUCUUGUUGGCUAUUAAUUCCGUUGAGGUAUAUCAAGAGAGUGAAUCGUCGUCUAAAGAGAAUAUGGUGCAGCAGAUGGUAAUGCUUAGUGAUUCUCUACCGACACAGGUGGAGAUAGCUCUUGCUCUGACAGACUUUAGUAUGCUAUUGGAUUUACUCUAUCAGGAUAUACUGCCAUCUGACGAUAGAACAUCGGAUAGCUAUCCUAUCAGUAACGGUAAUGGUAAUGGUAACAAUACUGGUAACAAUAACAGUCACAUCGGAUAUAACCUUGAUUGGCAAUUCCGAAUGAACCUACUACAAGAUAAAUCGAUACCAACAACAACAAGAGAUUCAAUCUAUUGUUUAAAUUUAUUGAAAUCAUCUAUUAAUAAUUUAUAUUUCUCAAUUGAUUUAAUAUGGUUUAAUAAUAAUGAUAUUAUAAACUAUUUAUUUAAAACAGUUGAAUCAUUGUUGAAAGAGUUGCAGUCGAGUAAGAACAAACGAUAUGAUCUCUAUUGUAAUAGAUUAAAGUUCACUCUAAACAAGCUUGGUAAUGAACUUUUACAUAUUGAUAAUAGCAAUUUAGGUAAUCUAUAUUGGAAUGUAUUUAAAUCGAAAUUAAUAGUAGAUGUUGAAAGUUGUAAUUUUAGAAAGAGAAAGUCUGAGGAGAAUGAUAAGGAUAAAGUUAAUGGUGUUACUAGUAAUAGUAAUAAUAGUAAUAAGAAACAGCUAUUGGAGGUAGAUGAGACAAAUGAAAGUGUAACAGUUCUAGGUGUAUAUAAUGAGUUUAUGGCAGAGGAAGUAGAUUUGGAGAGAACUAUACAACUAAAGACAAUACUAAUAGAACGAUUCAAAUUCACACCACAACAAAUAGAUAAUAUAAUAUAUAAGAAAGCAUGCUAUUUAACUGCUAAUUCAAAGAAUAAUAUUGCUAUUAAAGUAUUAGAUAUGACAACAUCAACAUCAACAAAACAAAUGAAAUCAAUAGAAUAUCUAAGAUUAUUGAUACAAAUCAUAGAUAAUAAUAAUAAUAAUAAUAAUAAUAAUAAUAAUAAUAAUAAUAGUAGUGGAGAUGAAUCAAGUGUGUCAGAUCAAACAUUGUUUAUUGAAAAGUUCAGUACGAUUUUCAAUGUUAAUGUAACGCAACCGACACUACCAGACUACUCGGUGUUGUUAAGCAUGUUCACGACAUUACUGAAUAGUAAGCAGUAUUUACAGAUACAGUCACUGUGUAAUCUACUCUUACAAAAGGAUAAACCACAACAACAACAGCAACAACAACAACAAUUUCUUCAACAAUACAACGCAGAGUUAAAUCUAAUCUCUAUAAUGUUAUCACUUGAACAACUUGCAACUCUAUUAAAUCAAUUCGAUAUCUAUCAAAAUAGUACUAAACAAACCAAUCAUAAUAAUAAUAGCAGUAGUAGUACAUCUUCAAAUGAUAUAAUGGAUAUAGAUCAAACUAAAUUGAUACAAGAUAUAAUUAAUACAUUCCAAACAUUCAUGACAAAGUUGACAUUCAAUAAACAACUAUGGUUGUUUAACGCUAGUUAUUACAAUGGUGCACAACUCAUUGUUAAUGACCAACCCAUUACACAUAACGAAAUCAAUUUAGAAUUCUAUGGUGAACUAUCAACAUUGGUAUCGAAUUCUUUGACUAACCAAUCGAUAAACGAUAUCAACAUUAACUGUAAUGAAUAUGUGGAGAUUCUUAUGAAUACGCUGUUACGUAUCAAUGCGAUAGGACUUCAACCGUGCCAUACAUCGAAAUACUGCUAUAGAGGCAAGUCAUUCUGUGCGAUUGGUGAUGUCUACUUUGAUGCCAAGCGAUACUCAGAUGCUCUAAGAUACUAUCUAAUAGGAUUAUCAAUGGAAACAUCUUUCUUUUCACUAGGAAAUAAUAGUAAUAGUAGUAGCAAUAGUAAUGGUAAUAGUAAUAAUCAUCAACAUUCAAUGACUCCAGAACAUAUGAUCGAUAAGUUGGCACCGAGAAUACUACAGUGUCUUCAAGAGUUACAGUUUUCAAUGCAAGCAGUCAUAGUCAGCCAGUUGCUACCUACACAAAUUAUAUCUACACCUAUGCUAAACGAAUUCAAUCCACAGGAAAUUCGAACACUCUACGUCAAUAAUACUAAAACUAAUUUUUGGAAAGCAUUGACCUCUGAUUUUCUGUUGUCAUAA